Molecule: messenger RNA, 1329 nt
Organism: Cinara cedri
Lineage: Eukaryota; Metazoa; Arthropoda; Insecta; Hemiptera; Aphididae
Source: the annotation of a GenBank genome assembly
GUCGUUAUCACAGUAGUAUCAGUAGAUAAGCUCUAGGCAGUAAAAAUUGAAAAAUUGUAUAAACGUGGUUUUCUUGAUGCUUUAUAUUUUUGUUUCUGAAGUUCAUUUUUUAAAAUAAAAUGUCAAAACUGACGAAAUUGUUUGUUGGAAAUAUACCGUGGACAGUUAGCAGCCGGGAAUUUCGUAAAUAUUUUGCUGCAUACGGGCACGUUGUAUCAGCCGACGUAUUGUUUGAUCACACUACUGGUUUUUCAAAGGGUUACGGAUUUGUUCAGUUUUCUACACCUGGUGGAUACGAAAGCGUUCUAAAAAACAAUCAUCAUGAGAUAGAUGGACAAGGAUUAAUCGUCAAAUCUACAGUCUCUCGAUAAUUAUGAUUACCAUUUGGCAAUAAAACUAAAAACAUUUUUUUAUUGAACCAAUAUUUAUCUAUAAGAGAACAAUAAUUCUCCUAUAUAUUUCUAUUAGUAUUUAUUUUAUAUAUUAUAGUUAAGUUAUAUGACUAAUGGAUUUCAAUUCCAAGUAUUUAGCUACACAGUUUGAUAAAGCUGUGUCAUUUAUUACUGGUACUAAUAUAUCUGAUGUUGAUGUACAACUUAAAUUGUAUGGAUUUUAUAAGCAAGCACUAGAAGGUAAAUGCAAUCUACCAAAACCUCCAAUAUAUGAUCUUAAAGGUCGAAAAAAAUGGUAUGCUUGGUCCGAAAUGGGUUUAAUGUCCAAAGAAGAAGCUAUGGCAGGAUAUAUAAAUUUAGUCAUUUCCAUAAAUCCAAAAUUUGAUGAGGAAAAAAGUACUGGUUGGGUAACAGUGAGUACAUUUGCUAAUGACGAACAACCUCUUUCAGAAAAUGAAAAAACCAUAAGUGACUGGGUAAAAGAUGGUGAUUUGGAAAAAAUAAAAACAUUCUCUGGGAACGUAAAUGUUAAUGAUGCUAUGGGAAUGGCGCCGAUUCAUUGGGCUUCUGAUCGUGGAGAUUUAGACAUACUGAAAUUUCUGAUUGAAGAUCGUUCUGCUGAUAUCAAUUUUCAAGACGAUACGGGCCAGACAGCUUUGCAUUAUGCUGUGUCUUGCAGUCAUGAGGCGAUUUGUGAAUAUUUAAUUGGUAAGGGUGCAAGAAUUAACAUUCAAGAUGAAGAUGGAAUUACUGCAUUAGAAAUGUGUUCUGAUGAAAAAUUAAAAUCAAUAUUAGUAUCCAGAAAUUGAAAUCAUAUUUAUGUACAAUUAAAUGUAAAUAAUUAUAUUCAAUUUUCCGGUAAUAUUUGAAUUAUUUAUGAUUAUGAUAUAGUGUCUGUGUAGAAUUUUACAAUAUAAAUAAAAACCAUUACCCUUCA